AUGCGUGUCCUCAUAGUGUUCGCGUUCCUCACCCAAAAUGUUAUUUGUGAUUACGACAGGCGUGUUAUAACGACUCUAAAGUACUCGAAAUACAGCACGACACCAGCAGUGGUCAAUGGGAAACCUGCUGCGGAAGGUCAGUUCCCUUUCCUGGUCUCUUUAAAAGAACCAGUGCAGAAAAUGGAGCCGGAUAAAAUUGUGUGGAAAAACCUUUGUGGCGGAAGCAUCAUUGACAAUAAUCGGGUACUGACAGCAGCACAUUGUUUUGAAAAUAACGAGUUCUACUACGUGAGACACCCGGACGCGCUCCGUGUUGUAGCCGGGGCCAUGAGUACAGACCUUAUACACAGCGGAAAGACGGAAACCACUAGAGAACUCCAAUUGAGAAGCUUAAAGAAAGUUCUGAUACAUGACCAUUUCAGCUUCCCAGCAAAUGACAUCGCUAUCGUCCUAGUCACCGAGCCGUGGGUCUUUACCGAAAAUGUCAAUGCCAUAAAGAUGGCAACAAAAGUGUCGGAUUAUGCUGAGCAUUGUGUGUCUGCUGGGUACGGUCGGGUGGGGCAUCGAAUGAAAGACACCAUCUCCCCAAUUUUGCUGACCGCGAAAAUAAGUACAAUGCCGAGGUGGCGUUGCUCUUUGGUGUGGGAGAUGAAUAUGAAUUCGUUUAUUUGUACAGACUCGGCGAUAGCGGAUGUAGCUAGAGGUGAUUCUGGGGGUCCUCUGUUGUGUUACCACACCGGGGACCCCAACGAGGUGAAUGACGAGGGAGUGUUGGCAGGCGUAGUGAGCGGCAAGAACUUUGAUAAGACAACGUUGUACACACGUGUGUCUGCCUACCACCCGUGGAUAGAACCCGCUUCUAGUGCUGUUGCCAAUAUUCCAGACUUAAAAGGUUGGGUAGAAUUAGACUGGAUUAUUUUAGGGUUGGAAUGA
Spodoptera littoralis (African cotton leafworm) is the source of this 933-nucleotide messenger RNA. The record is from the annotation of a GenBank genome assembly. NCBI's taxonomy places the organism in Eukaryota, Metazoa, Arthropoda, Insecta, Lepidoptera, Noctuidae.